Eruca vesicaria subsp. sativa (arugula) is the source of this 1722-nucleotide messenger RNA. The record is from the annotation of a GenBank genome assembly. Lineage: Eukaryota; Viridiplantae; Streptophyta; Magnoliopsida; Brassicales; Brassicaceae.
AUGGCAUAUAAUUUUGUGAAUUAUCUGCGAAACAUAACGUCAUAUUCAGUGAUUGACACUGACCUGAGGGACUCAAAGGAGAUUGUAAACACACUCUCAGUGCCUGAGAGCACAAAGACCUUUGUGUUUGCAAUCAAAGUCCCUGAGCAUGACUCCACUAUUCACAUACUCUCUGCUCAGAGUCUAUCUCUAAGAUCUGUUAUCGACGCCGAGUGUCUUAUACGUGAACUCCGUCCUGAUGCCUUAGUAGUUCAAGUGGACGGUCCAGAUUUUGGAGAAGAAUCUCAAGAGAUUGAUGAUGGCUCUAAUGACUCCAUCCCCACGUCAGCUUUUAAAGUUCUUACACGUUGUAUUGUGGACAAAACUUUUGACAAAGACAAGUACGAAAGUGUUGCCGGGAACUUGGUUUUGAAGGAGAUCUUUGGGACAAGUUUCAAGGGACAUGCAUUGGCUGCCAAGAAGGUGGCUGAGGAGGUUGGUUCAUCGUUUAUGGUUCUUAAAUCUCCAUUCAUUACGGAAGGUCUAUCUAAAUCUCUCACAAGACAAUAUUAUUAUGGCUCUGCUAUAAGCUCCUACACAAGGUUUCAGAUAACCAAUGAUGCACGUGCACUGAUGCUGAAACUGUUAUCUUCUCAUAUCACUCAGCUCCGUAAAGAGCUAAGCCCAUCAAGCUGUCUUGCCAAUGAGAAGGGGUCUGAUGAUAGUGUUAAGCUUCCGGAAUUUGCUUACUCCAUUUAUAACUUACUUGUUGAUCUUCACAACAUAUUCAAUGGUCUCCCAGCUAUUAGGAAAGCUUUAGACAGUGCCAGAAAGAUGUUGUCUGAUGUAAACAGAGGGGAAUCCAUUGAUAAGGCUCUUCUUUCUGAAGUGUACCUCUUCCGGAUUGCAGUUGAAGGUAUAAGAAUUGCUUUGAACAAUUCUGGUCGGCUACCUAUUAGGAACCUAGGUCAUGUAUCAAACCAAACACAAGUUCAGUUCUCAAAGCUCUCUUCUAUGGAGAAAUCUUAUGCACUUAUGGCAGAUAGUCUUCGUGAUCAGGCUAAAAAGUUUAAGAACAUAGUAGCAGUAGUAGACGCAGGCAACCUUAAAGGUCUUAGGAGGCACUGGAGAACUUGUGUUCCUCAAGAAGUCAAAGAUAUGUCCACUAAGCAUAGUGCACUGGACUGUAAUGCUAAUGCUUCUAAAUUAAAACCAAUUGUUGCGGUUGGUGCAGGUGCUUUAAGACUAACCAAGGCCAUUGCAUCUUUUAAAGCCCUAGCUCCGUUGAGACUUUUCUUGUCAAACACGCAAGAGGCAAUGUCUUUGUCAAAAGCAACUUUACCCGUCGAGACAAUCAGCUUAACACAGUAUAUAUUAGAUUCUGCUCAAGUUACAAGCUUCUGUUCAGUGCAAGCUACACUCUAUGGGAUAAUAAUGAGGAGAAGACGAGCAAAACCUAUCGGCACCUUACCAAUGGCUAUGUUUGGAGCCAGUCUUGCAACGUGUGCGGGGUUGCUCUUCUAUGAAAAGGGGAUCAUGUGUGCAGCUGCGACUCUUCCUUCAGCUCAUUCGAUAGCAAAAUUGGGACAUGGGAUUAAGAACUUACGUGAGGUGUCUGAAGAAGUGAAAAGGAGAGAAAACAAAAGGAUACAGAACACAUUGGAGGGGCUUAGUGAGAGGCUAAGGAACUUCAGGCUUCAUUAUUCAUUAUCCUUCAGUUUCACAACCAAAUUUGGUUCAUAA